AUGUCGUCCGUUUGGCACCAGGAGCCGUCGGGUUAUUCGCCCUGUGUGGAGAUCGACUCCAGCUCGGUGAGGACCAAAGACCGCUUCGGCUCUCCGGCCUGGCUGAAGCAGGAGCACGACGACCUCCGAAUUAUCAAGUGGGAGAAUUUCCAAACCGGAGCCUCUGCAGAUGCCGUCCAGGACAACACGCCCAGCAGCGCCAUGUCUGCUGGCUCGCAUGUGGACGGCCUGCCCCCUAAGGUUCUGCUAACCAUCACCAAGCUGCAGUGCAUGCUGGAGAGCAAACAGGAGCGCAUCGUGGCCCUGGAAAGACAGGUGGAGGACCUUAUGCAGGACCGCAAGUUUCUGCGCAGCCAGAUCGAAAACCUGACGAGCAGUCGCUCCAUGGCCGCGUUCGCCUCCCCCGGUCCAGUCCCCGAAGGUCCGAAAUCGAACAGGGUGCAGCAUUCGGAAAACAGAUCUCGAAAGCGAGAAAGGGCCUCUUCUAGUUCCUCCGCCAGCAGCGCCAGCGGUUCAGAAGCGUCUGACUCCUCGGAGGUGUCGGCAGCCUCAAGUGAGCACAGGCGGAAGAAACACCAUAAGGACAAGAAAAGAUCCAAGAAGGGGAAGGACUACAGCAGGAAGAGAGCCACCGGCGUCCAGUAUGUCAUCCAUCGCUACAAACAAGUCUUAUCUACCUUCAUCAAGAAGAAAAGCAUGAGUGAAGCCUUCCGUCAUCUCGGAAUCGACCGGAACACCAUCGCCAACACGGCUUCCAUUGCCGAGCUCCAUUUGGCCGGCAAGGACAUGGUCCAUUUAGUGGGCAUGUUUCGGCAAGGGGAAGAGACUCUGGUCAGCUAUGCCCAAAGAUGCACUUUAGUCAUUGACAGUGAUUCUGAGCUUGCCAGAAAAAUAGACCAGAUGAAGGUGGAUGGAGAGCUUCUGCCCAUCUCAGGGAAAAGGUCCAGAAUGUUGCAUUCUCACCUGCAGCCUCUGGGGGCGGCUGCAGAAAGCAUUUUAAUAGGUUAA
This is a messenger RNA of Menidia menidia (Atlantic silverside), 1008 nucleotides long. NCBI's taxonomy places the organism in Eukaryota, Metazoa, Chordata, Actinopteri, Atheriniformes, Atherinopsidae. The record is from the annotation of a GenBank genome assembly.